GUUACCAAUUUAGCUGGAAUUGAAUGGGUACGACGGCAUCUGAAACCACGAGGAAUUAGAGUGCAUCGCUUGAAUUUUGAUGAUCCCCGGCCAAUGCAUAUCGAUGCGACUUUUUCAUUUGUUCGUCCUGGACUAGCCCUGCAAAAUCCCGAUAGACCAUGUGCUCAAAAGCGACGAAUAGAGGAAGCUGGAUGGAAAGUGAUAAAUGUUCCUCCUCCAAUGAUGCCUAAAGUCGGUUAUCCAAAUGUAGUCAUGGGAAAGUGUUCUGGCGGCAAUUCAUACAUGAUGGAAAUCCUCCGACUUGAUCCUCAUAUUACUUUUUCAGUCUGCGCAAAGCCUCAGACGAGAGGAUACGUUCUAAAUAUUAUAUUUAGAAGGUAA
This is a messenger RNA of Protopolystoma xenopodis, 381 nucleotides long. Lineage: Eukaryota; Metazoa; Platyhelminthes; Monogenea; Polystomatidea; Polystomatidae. The record is from the annotation of a GenBank genome assembly.